Molecule: messenger RNA, 1077 nt
Organism: Blastocystis hominis
Lineage: Eukaryota; Bigyra; Opalinata; Blastocystidae
Exons: 6
Coding region: 1-1077 (358 amino acids)
Biological process (GO): protein deubiquitination
Cellular component (GO): cytosol; nucleus
Molecular function (GO): cysteine-type deubiquitinase activity; cysteine-type endopeptidase activity
Source: RefSeq, a predicted model, not a curated record
AUGGAGGCGGAAGCGAGCCGCGAGGUGUUGCUCGGAUCGGUCUCUUUUUACCCCAGUCAGUGCAAACAGCUCCAUUCCCUAUCAUGUCCCGAAUUUGUAAAUGGCUGUCGCUAUGCUGUGAGCUACAGGGUCUCAAUUAGAAACAAAGCUCCGAUCAUACUCUCUCUAGAUAUCCAACUUUUAUAUCCCUGUUCCCCGUGCAUUAGUGUAGAUGCGGCAUUUGAGAUCCAGCUGGGAGUGAUCGAGCGAAGGACUGUGACGAUUAUCCACCAAGAGACCAAACAGGUCCAUUACUCGUAUACUUCGCACAGUUGUAAACUGCAAAUCGACCUUCUCUCUCUGAAGAACUGCUAUUCAAAAGUCGCUUCUCUCGACUGGAUACUCUCUCGCGAUCCUACAGAAAGCCCAGUGGGCAUCAUUAACAAUGGUGCUAUCUGCUAUCUGAAUUCUGUUGUUCAACUUCUCUACAGCAUUCCAUCCUUCCGCUCCAUCAUCGAGAGCAUCGAUUUCUGCUCUCUUCUCCACUCCUGCUCGACUGUUGAGAGCAUGAAACGAAUCCUCAAAUCGACCUUUUUAGCCCUUCAAAAAACGUUUUACGCACUGGAUCAUUCUCGAAUCCCCGUCGAUGUAUCCAGUCUUUUUGAGUCCUUUCAGUGGAAAGACGAAGAACGCAACGAGCAAAAAGAUGCUCACGAGGUUCUCUUGCUUCUUCUCAAUCGCCUAAACGACGAAUGGAGAGCGUUUCACUUUACUUCAGCUUCAUCGUCGAGGGCUGAAACUCCCUUCGAUUCGCUUUUAAAAGGAUUGUUUCUUGUUUCCUUCGGAGAUAACGAGAAGCGCUUCUCGAAAUCCCACAAAGACCCGUUUUAUGUCAUUCCAUUAGUUGGCACUAUUUUUGUGAUUGUCACUUCAAGGAUGUCGAGGGAUGCUCCACGCUUCAGGAAGCAUUCCAGCGCUUUCUACAACAAGAAAAACUGGAAAAUGAAAAUCGAAUUCGAUUACGAACCGGCGAAUUGGUCGAUGGUUGGAGGAAGGUGGAGAUUGUGGGAGUCCCGAAGGUUCUCAUUCUGCAGUUGA